CUGGAAAGCAGGCGGCCAUGGCGCCGUCGCGGUCCCUGCCGCGGUGCGCGAGCGAGCUCGGCGACCCGCCGUCGCCGUUCAGCUCCAACCCGGCGCACCACCCCGCCUCCCUGCCCACCACGCCCUCCGGGCUGUCGUCGGCGGCGUCCCACGCGGUCAAGCCCGGCGCCGGCUCGCCGCCGUCCACGCCCGGCAAGGCCAAGUCCAAGCCGACCACGCCGGCGGCGGCCAUGGCGGCGUACUACGCGUCGCAGUGGUCGCCCAGGAGGCUCAUGCAGCGCGCUGCCCGCGCGUUCCGCUCCAGCAGGUCGCGCCGCGUGAGGAGCAAGGACCUCGCCGGCGAGGAGCGCGGUUCGUCGCCCACCAGCAAGGUCUCCGACACGGCGUGCGCCGUGAACCUAGGUGGUGGUGGUGGUGGUGCCGCCGCCGAGCUCGCCCGCAGCGAUGGCAACGGCGACGCCGCGGCCGGUGUGCAACAGCUGCAGCAGCAGCAGGAGGAGCGCCACGACCACCCCGACGUCGUCCCGGAGAAGAUCAUACACGAGACGAACCAUCACGCGCCGCCGCCGGUCGUGGCGGAGGAUGAUUGCGGGGCGAAGACGGCGCCGGCAGAGGAUGGGCGCGACGCGAAGACGGCGCCGGCGGAAGAGGACAAGGAGAAGGAGAAGGAGACUGCCGCCGCCGCCGCCGCCACGGAGGAGGUGGAGUCCCCCAAGAAAGGAGCGGCACCCGCACCGGCGCCGGAGCCCGUCGCCACCGCGGCGGAGGAGGUUGCGGACAAGUUCGUGGCGGUGGUGAAGGAGGCGAUCAGGAAGCACGAGGAGGAGCAGGGCGAGAAGAAGGGGGCGGCGAGGAAGUUCCAGGGCAGCCGGGUGAGGACGGCGAUGGAGGCGCGGGCGGAGUCGGAGCAGCCGCGGCGGCGGGAGGCGACGCCGCGCAGCAACGACGUGAUCGAGGAGGCCCGCAGCAAGCUGCUGGAGAUGCGCCAGUGCAGCCGGGUCCGGGCGCUCGUCGGCGCCUUCGAGACCGUCAUGGACAGCAACAGGGACGCCGCCGCCACGCCGCGGCAGCACUGCCGCCGGUCGGCCUGAAGCCAGCCAACCCCGCCCCGCAGCGGCGGCGACGCAUCGCCCCUCCGCGCCUCGUCGUGUCUUUUGCCUUGAUUAAUUAUAACCUUCCCGGCCAGCCGCCGGCCGCCGUCGUGCACGGCGCUCGUUAAUCUCUGCUACUACUAAUUAACCCCCGGUUAAUCUGUGGUCGCCACUACGUCUAGUGUCAUGUCAUCAUGGAGCUCGUCGUGUUACGGAGGAGUAUUUUGUAAGGAGGAAGAAGACCGGUGUUACAUUUUUGCCAAAAUUCUUCGUAUAAUUAUAUUUCAUCGGUUUA
Messenger RNA from Panicum virgatum (switchgrass), 1386 nucleotides. RefSeq names its product myristoylated alanine-rich C-kinase substrate-like. The transcript has a single exon. Bases 18 to 1091 code for a protein of 357 amino acids. NCBI's taxonomy places the organism in Eukaryota, Viridiplantae, Streptophyta, Magnoliopsida, Poales, Poaceae. The record is from RefSeq and is a predicted model, not a curated record. Gene Ontology annotation, molecular function: calmodulin binding.